AUGGGUAGAAAGAUGAGAAUAUUUUCUCUUCUCAACAUUUUCCAUGGUCUUUCCGAAGAUUGCAUUGACCAGCAGCUUAAAAAGAUCUUUUUCGAAGUCAUUCUUUGCUUGGUUUCGGAGGAUGAGACGGCCAAUAAAAAAACAUUAGCUCCAAGGAAUGACGAUAGUAGCGAUACAGAAUCUAAUACCGAAAGCUUGAACCUUACGGACUCUGAUGGUGUUAAUUGGACUGAAGAACCUAGAGAUCAGAAUUGCGAUGGUGAAAUUUUGGUUGGAAGCUUUAUCUUAGUAAAACUUGCUACAAAAAAACAAGUUAAAUAUUGUGUUGGCCAAGUUACGGACAUCGACAACAGGUUUAAAGAAUAUAGUGUUAGCUUUCUAAGAAAAAGACGAGAAAACAAGUUUUCUUUUCCUGAUGUCUCAGAUCAGUCAACUGUCCCACCAGAAGAUAUCGUGAUGUCAUUACCAACUCCGGUAUCGACGGGAGGCACCGCAAGAGUUCAACGGUACCAUCACUUUUCCACGGACCUGACUAAUUACAAUCUAUAUUAG
Messenger RNA from Psylliodes chrysocephalus, 552 nucleotides. The record is from the annotation of a GenBank genome assembly. NCBI's taxonomy places the organism in Eukaryota, Metazoa, Arthropoda, Insecta, Coleoptera, Chrysomelidae.